Anisakis simplex (herring worm) is the source of this 462-nucleotide messenger RNA. NCBI's taxonomy places the organism in Eukaryota, Metazoa, Nematoda, Chromadorea, Rhabditida, Anisakidae. The record is from the annotation of a GenBank genome assembly.
AUGUCACCGAAACAGAAAAAGUCAUCGCGAAGGAAGAGCAGAGAUUCAGGUGAAAGCAUUGAUAAGACUCAAGAUCGUUUCACGAUGUCCACCGAAUCGUCAAGUAUUCAACGUCCAGUUCCGAGAUCUGCCCGUCAAAAACACUCUUCAAAAGCGAUCGACCGUCGGCAACGAAAGCGCUCCAAACGAAAACGUCACAAAUCGGCUAGCCCCUCAACGCACUCUACCUCAUCAACUAAAGUCAUCACACCACAUUCUCCAAAGACUCGCGUUGAUGUUUCGAGCGCACCAACUUCUCCGAAUCGUGAGCAGCGUCGUAUUCUAACACCUGACUCGUUCCCAGAUUUAUUCGAAGAAAAAAGCAUUACGAUCAUUUGUCCCGGUGGUGCUGCGGUUCGUUGCUUCUUGUCAUUCAUCAAAUUUCUUUACUUCAUCUCUUAUUUUUAUCAAUUGCUCUUUUAG